This is a messenger RNA of Paralichthys olivaceus (Japanese flounder), 1799 nucleotides long. The record is from RefSeq and is a predicted model, not a curated record. NCBI's taxonomy places the organism in Eukaryota, Metazoa, Chordata, Actinopteri, Pleuronectiformes, Paralichthyidae.
UUGCUGUCCACACUGUAGGCUAACAAGAUAAAAGGGAUUAUAUACUGUAUGUAAACUGUUUUUUUUUAUCAAAUACCACUAAUUUAACAUGAUGGAGAUGCUUGAAUACAGCCACUAUCAGGUGCAGUCCCACCUGGAUAAUCCCACCAAGUACCACAUCCAGCAGGCCCAGAGGCAGCAGGUGAGGCAGUAUCUGUCCACCACCCUGGGUGGUAAAGCCGGCAACCAGUGCCCCAGCCAGCCACCUGAGCACGGUAUGCCGCCUGGGCCCGGCAGCAGUGCCCCCAACAGUCCCAUGGCCCUGCUCACCCUCAGCUCCAACUGUGAAAAAGAAAUGGAUGAUGUCAUCGAUGAUAUUAUUAGCUUGGAGUCAAGUUACAAUGAAGACGUUCUUGGACUGAUGGACCCAGGACUCCAAAUCAACAACCCGCUCCCUGUGUCUGGCAACCUUCUUGAUGUGUAUGGUAAUCAAGGACUUCCACUCCCGGGCCUUGCCAUCAGCAACUCCUGUCCACCCAACAUUAAAAGGGAAUACACAGCUCCUGGCAUGAAGCAAGUACUGGACAAGUCUGGAUCCUGUAGCCAGUAUGAAAACUAUCAAAGGCAAGAGGGCUAUCCAGUCGAGGCUGAAGUUCGAGCUCUUGCUAAAGAGAGACAAAAGAAGGACAACCACAAUUUAAUUGAACGAAGACGGAGAUUCAACAUCAACGACCGCAUCAAAGAGCUGGGAACUUUGAUCCCCAAGUCAAAUGACCCAUCUUUGUCUCCUGCAUACCCCAGAGACAUGCGCUGGAAUAAGGGCACCAUUCUGAAAGCUUCGGUGGACUACAUCAGAAAGCUGCAGCGGGAGCAGCAGAGAGCCAAGGAGCUGGAGUGCAGACAGAGAAAGCUGGAGCACGCAAACCGUCACCUGAUGCUACGUAUACAGGAGUUGGAGAUCCAGGCCCGUGCUCAUGGUCUUACAGUGGUGUCAUCCCCAUCUGUCUGCACGUCAGAGUUAUUGGCCCGAGCCAUUAAACAGGAGCCCGUCCUCGGCGACUGCCCCUCGGACCUCUACCAGCACAGCUCUACUCCCGACAUGUCCCCCCCAACCACACUGGACUUGAACAAUGGCACCAUCACCUUUGACCAGAUCCCUUCAGACGGUGGGGACCCCCCCGGCCCCUAUGGAAACUCCAGGACCUGUAAAAUGAAGGAGUUGUUGAGGGACAGCACCCUGUCAUCGAUUUCCUCGAGUGAUCCCCUGCUGUCCUCUAUGUCCCCAGACGGCUCCAACAACACCAGCAGCCACCACAGUUCCAGCUCCAGUAUGGAGGAGAAGGAGCACAGCUGUUAGCAUCAUCCGGUGACACUCCCUAUCUGUAGCAGCCCAUCAGUAAAGCACCUACAUUAAAUUAACUUAAAGGUAUCCACAUGACGGAGUGGAUGAAGGAACUGAGAAGCUCAUUUCAUAUUGAUCUCAUAUUUUUAUCGUUGUUUGCUCAAUUAUUGCUGAACCAUUUUUAUUUUAGGGUGACCUUUCAUGCAUUUCUCCAUUGUGCACUCUAUUGAUACAGUCAUGUGAUCUCGAUUCCACACAGAUUGACAGCUCAGAAUUACUUGACAAGCUACUGAGAAAUGCCUGCUGUCAGUAUAGAUUGGUUACCUUGAUCAUUUAAGUGUUGUCUUUAACUUUUUAUAUUUGUCAGAGGUACAUAUAGUGUACCGAACUGUCCUUGGCAACUGGUAUGACAUCCAUGUGAAAACAUACUUGUAUAUAAUAUUGUGCAUAAGUGCAAAAUGUUCAAACUUUUUGUAGA